This is a messenger RNA of Tauraco erythrolophus (red-crested turaco), 330 nucleotides long. It is a transcript of the gene PPP1R1C, whose product is annotated as protein phosphatase 1 regulatory inhibitor subunit 1C. The record is from RefSeq and is a predicted model, not a curated record. Gene Ontology annotation, molecular function: protein phosphatase inhibitor activity. Lineage: Eukaryota; Metazoa; Chordata; Aves; Musophagiformes; Musophagidae. Gene Ontology annotation, biological process: intracellular signal transduction. Gene Ontology annotation, cellular component: cytoplasm.
AUGGAGCCCAACAGCCCUAAAAAAAUACAGUUUGCUGUGCCACUGUUUCAGAGUCAAAUAGAUCCUGAGGCAGCUGAGCAGAUCAGGAAAAGAAGGCCUACACCAGCAUCGCUUGUCAUCAUGAAUGAACACGUGCCCCCAGAAAAAGACGAGAAGAGAACAAACAUCUCACAGGCAGAGUCCCAGAGUGCCUCUCCCAAGCAAAGGAAGCAGAGCGUCUUCACCCCGCCUGCCCUCAAAGGGAUUAAGCAUCUGAAGAGUCAGAGCGACUCAGCGUUUCCAGAGGAAGAAGAGGGAGUUAGCGAAAGGGAAGAGGAGUGGGGCCAUUAA